AUGGCUGAAUUUCGGCAGGAUGGCCUGGCCCAGCAGACACCAUACAUACAGGGAUCCUGUCCCCAGCUGAAAAGGGCAGGCCCACAGCCCAGGAUCUGCACCCCAGUGCCCAGCUCCCCAGAUCCCCUGACUGUGCUGCUCACCCUUCUGCUCACAGCCCCGUCUUCUGUUCCCUCUCUGCCCUCAGCAGCCCAGCUUCUCCCAGCCCGCAGUUGCCAGGUUGCCAAGGAGUGGGUGCCUCACAAUCAGGCUGAGGUGGGCAUUGUCUCUGCACAAUGUUCCUUUAUUCUGCUGCUGUCCCUGGGGCCGGGGCCCUGCCCUCCUCACUUCCUCUUCUGCCCAUUGAGCAGUCGAAGAGCCGAAAGUCCUCAUAAGCCUGUGAACCUGGGCCUUUGCCCUGCAAAUGAGGUAGCUGCGGUCGCUAUGGCCCGUAUCAUUGACCUGGUGCCUUGGGACGAUGGUUCCGCUCAUGUGUACGCGUCCCCGGCCAUCCUGCUUCCUAUGGAGCGGCAGCGCAACCAGCUGGCUGCUGUGAAGCAGCAGCUCUAUCACCCGGCCCUGCCCACCCUGCGCCGCAUGGACAUGGACUCCGUCAAGGCCUGCCUUUCCGACGAGCACUGCCAGUCCACCACCUACUGCCACAAAGAUGAGUUUGACAACGCCCACUAUACACUCCUCGGUGUCCCCAACAAACCCCUUCAGUGCUUGGACAUCACCGCGACGGGUCAGAAGCUCCGCAAUAGGUACCGUGAAGGAAAGCUGGCGCCGGUGGCGCCGGGCAUCAACCGAGUGGACUGGCCCUGCUUCACGCGCGCCAUCGAGGACUGGUCCCGCUUCGUGUCCUCGGCCGGGGAGUUCAAACUGCCCUGCCCGAGCAAAAGGGGGGAGAGUUUCAGCGGCUACGCCGUGCGGUACUUGAAACCGGAUGUGACCCAGAGCUGGCGGUACUGCCUCAACCAGAACCCCAGCCUGGACCGCUACGGACAGAAGCCCCUGCCUUUCGACUCCGUGAACGCUUUCCGAAGCUUCGGUUCGCACUUCAGUCGUGUCAACUACCUGACCCCCUGGCAUUAAUCUGUGGAAAGGCGGAUGACCCCCCAGGCUGCUGGACCAUGCCACCUCAGGACCCUCAACUGGACAGAGGGCACAGGGUGGCACCACCUGUCUCCCCAGGAAUUCAACCUGAUUGCAAAUAAACCUGAUGCUUCCUCAGGGAGGCACGAGACAUGUGUGUGGGUGGGGGAGAAUUGGGAAGCUGGGGAAGCAAGAUUGCUUGAGCCCAGGAGUUUGAGCCUUCAGUGAGCUGUGAUCAUGCCACCAUACUCAUGCCUGGGCAACGGAGUCA
Messenger RNA from Carlito syrichta (Philippine tarsier), 1345 nucleotides. It is a transcript of the gene SPMIP8, whose product is annotated as testis, prostate and placenta expressed. The record is from RefSeq and is a predicted model, not a curated record. Lineage: Eukaryota; Metazoa; Chordata; Mammalia; Primates; Tarsiidae.